CAUCGCUUAGAUUUAGGGCGAUAGUGUGCAUCACAGAUAUGAGAAGAAACUCCCCUCAAUCAAUAGGUCAAAGACAAAAACAUAGUACUAUUUACAUCUUAUUCCCUCCUUAACCAGUAUACCUUCCUGGUUAGAAGGAAUGCAACGAUGCAUCUCUCCUUAGUAUAAUGGUCGAAUACUAAAAGAAGCUAGAGUAAGGUCUAAUUGAAAAUGAAUAGAAUUCUUGUCGGCUUUACCAACUACUAAUUCUAGUGCAUGAAUGAACUCGUUACUUCGGUUUCAAUCUUUAAUGCUUUGAUGACUUCUGUUAAGUUCAAUAGAGAGAAUUCUAUUUAUUGGGCUCGAUUUGUGGAAGACUUUUUGAGAGACAAAGGCCUGUAUGAUCACCUAGUAUCAGAGAAGUCUAGGAAGACUGAUUCAUCUAUCUUUGGGAGGUAUUAUUAGGUCUUCCCUUCGGUAUGUGAUAUCAGUAUGUAAAGUUCAUUCCUCUCAAUAAGUCGAAUUACUAUAUAAAAAAGAUUUGUAAACCAUAGGACUUUUUGUUUGAGUAGGAAUAUUUAGGUUUUUCUCGUUCCUUCUCUUCGAUAAGAAUAUGAAUUUGAAAUGAUACAAAUUCCUCUUCAUUUUGGGGAUGGAAAGUUUGUCUUGUGUUAGAUUUGUUUCAUCGAUGGGUUGUCCAUGGGUCCUUUCUCAAGAAAGAUCAACCUAACAACAACUUCAUUCUUUUUCUAUGGAUAAACGACACCAUUCGAGUUCGGUUUCUCGAUUAAGAGGAUAAAAAGUACGAUUGAUAGAAUAAGGGGAUCGAACAAGUUGAUCGAGCUAGGGGAGUGAUUCAUCCUUCCCAAAUGCAGGAUACAACUCUCUGUUGUACUAUGCAGAGUAUCAAAAUGAAUCAAAAGUGGAACCACACUGAGAAUUAGUAGCAUAAACAAAGAUGGAUUUGUGAAUGAGAAAUAUAAGUUUUCUAUAUUCAUGUCAACUACAACCAUUGUCAGAAGAGAGAGCUUUAAUCUGUUUCCGUCAUCUUAGAGGAAAUCAUCUUAGAAACUUGGGCUAGACAAAACAAAGGUACUCUGAAGGUUAGCUAAUGAUAUUCUUUCUUCAAUGAAUUUCAGGUGUCCCCUUUUCUAGGUUUUCUUUUGCUCUACUUCUAAGGAUAGAUAGCUUAGGUUGGAUAUAAAUCCUUCUGCACAUGCCAUUUUAGGAUUCGACAAAAGGCUUCAAGCUCAACAAGGUGAUAGCUAUAUUAAGGAACAGGAACAUAUCCUACCCGCAUCACUUUCAUCUUGCCCUUUCACUCGCAUGCUUUCUAGCUGUAACUGUCUGCUGACUCGCUUCGUACAUUCUGCUCUCGCUCUCUCUGGGGAUUAUUCUAUUUCAACCCAGAAAAAGUAUGAAAAAGCCAGUUUGAUCUUGAGUGAUAGCUAUUUUAAGGGCUGUUCUCCCCUUGUGGUAGACUCUCAACUUCAAUGGAGAAAGAACAUAAGUGCCUUCAAAUAUUAAUUGUUGAAUUUCUUUAACUCGGUCUUUGCCAAGAGUAGGAUACCAAAAACAUAACACUAAAAACAAAUUUUCAACCUCGAUAGACUGGUGAGGCAAAGAUCAUCUUUCCAUAGCAAUUGCUUUCUUUCUGAUCUUCUACACUACUUCUUUCUGAAUGAGGCCCUAAGGUUAUCUUUUGUUUGAGCCGGUAGCUAAAAUAAAGUCCUCGCUUUCUCUUGAACAAGGGAAGGGCAGCAUAGUAUUAACUUCAAUUAAAGAAGCUCAACCUUGAAAAAGAAAGGUGGUAGGCCGAAGAACUGUUGAAGGCUUCAACUUGGCCACUGAAGAAGCUAAAGGGCUGUUCUCCUCAAACAAUAAGUGGGAAAGGGCUCCUAAUGGCACAACUGACAGUUUGAUCUCUCCCUCCAUUUGCUUUCCAGGCAGAUGAGGCUUUUUUGAUUAUCCUAAUCAUGCGAUGAGCGUAACUAAAGCAUUUAUGAAACUGUCAGAUGGAUUCACUCAUCUAUUCUAGUAGGAAUGAGGGAACGGACUCAUCGCUCUCUCCCCAUAGCCCAAAAAGAGUGGGGGAGAGAGCAUAUGAGGUAGUGAUCGAAUGAGACAAUCAAUCUAUGAAGUCCGAGUACUACAGAGAUCAUUGAAUUGCUGGAGUUUGACUCUGACUUUGUUAACUCCCUCUUAAGUGAGUGAAGUGACCCAUCUAAAUGGGAUGUCAAGUUGUAGAGUUAAUGGUGAACUUCAUCUACCAAUAAUGGUUUUGCUAAAUGCUAUUUUUAACAUUAUGUAUGAAGGUGGUCUACACACUUUCUAAUAUUGUGCAUCGAGAUGAGCAAGCAAAAAUUGUGAUUUAGCAAUGCCUUCUUGUAAUCCAUAACUUUGACAAUGCAAUUUCAAUGUCUUUCUCAAGAGUUUCUAUUCUGUCCCCUGAUUAGCGAUAAAGAAACUACAUCUUUUUAGUUCUUAGUCAUAUAAUUGGCACUUUUAGCUUCUGAAACUAUUGAAACUUCUACUAUCUCUUAUUUCCUGUCUUCACUAAUGUUAAUUCUUAGAGACACAUACGAUAUUAGUUUUUUUUUUUUUUAGAAGGAAAUUGUAGAUUGUGAAGUUGGCUCUAUGGAGUACUAUUAUAGAGAGUAAAUAGACAUUAUAACUUCACUGUUGACCUUAAGUGACUGUAGUAUAUGGUGUUUGUCCUUAUGCUUGUCAUGCUGGAAGGUGCAGUGACUCUGGAUGUAUUUCUUAACGACCACUGGGAGGAGGACUUCCCAGAGGACCCAACUGGGAAUUUUGAAGCAUUCAAACAUUUUGUCAAAAGAAACUUUGAGAUGUGCAAAUGGAUUGCCUUGUCUGUUGUAGCUGUACAGGGACUAUGUUUGUUAUUGGCUAUGAUUCUUAAAGCUCUUGGGCCACAUCCUGAAACAUACUAUGAGAGUGAUGAUGAUUAUACUCCAGACAGUGUUCCCCUCUUGAGGAAUUAUGUCCCUCCACCUUCUUAUGUUGUUGGUGACCCCCUCUAUGGCCCCAAGAAUGGUUCGUGGAAUAUAAGCAUCAAACAGUAA
Molecule: messenger RNA, 3062 nt
Organism: Ilex paraguariensis (yerba mate)
Lineage: Eukaryota; Viridiplantae; Streptophyta; Magnoliopsida; Aquifoliales; Aquifoliaceae
Source: the annotation of a GenBank genome assembly